Messenger RNA from Didymodactylos carnosus, 519 nucleotides. The record is from the annotation of a GenBank genome assembly. NCBI's taxonomy places the organism in Eukaryota, Metazoa, Rotifera, Eurotatoria, Philodinida, Philodinidae.
AUGCCUUCGGUUGUUAUUAUGAAUUUUUCCAAUUAUUACGGCGAAAAGUUGAAAAUAUCCUUUCCACACAAGGGGUUCACAGCAUUGGCUGUUAUUGUUCAGCGAGACAGUUCAGAUAUUAAUGUCCGUGCGCAAUUAACAUUAAUGAUUCACAUUACGAAAAUAGAAAUGCAAUUGUGGUUAGCGGUAUUGCUAUUUAUGAAAACUGAAACUUUAUUUAAUCAUACAAGUCUGGCACAACAGUUAGAACAAUGGAAAUCUACUGUAUUAAAAACUAUCAAUCAUCCUCAGUGUAUUUAUUUGCAAGUUAACGAAUUGAUUUACGAUCUUAUACAUGAAGUUUUCGGUCCAAAUACGGAAAUAAACAGAAUGGCUAAAUCUUCGACAGAAAUUCGUUUUAUUUCGAUCGAUUUUCCAACAUUACAUCGAUUUUCCGGCAUAUUCGAGAUGCAAAAGAAUGCAUUUGAUUUUGAUUCUAACGAGGGAAGGCCACCAACUGCCCCAUCGCUUUUGGCUUAA